AUGGACUUCAAGCAUGAGAUCAGCUCCGUGGUGACGGAGGAAAGAAAGAGGCGUAAGAUUCCAAGUGCAUAUGCUGUUCUGUAUGCCAGCUUGGGCGGAUUGCUCCUUCUCGGAGGCUGCCUGAAGUUCGAAGCUCUCAAAUCAUUUUCUCCUUCAAACUUUUGGACGAACUCGAGGACAUCUUCUUCCCACUCGGUGGAGUCGUAUACUCCUCACGAUGUUUAUUACAACCUUACCAUGUCGCAAGCAUGGCGGAACCCAGAUGGCGGGCACUGGCGGCCAAUGUUCGUUGGCAACUCUGAUAGCCCGGUUCCGGUCAUCAAUGCCCGGGAAGGCGAUCUCAUCCACCUGAAUGUGCACAAUGACUUCGGCGUUCCAUCGGCCUUGCACUGGCUUGGAUUCCGCCACUACCAAAGCAAGACAUGGAAUGACGGGGCUGCUGGUGUGACCACAUACCCCAUCCUUCCUCGCGCAAACUGGACCAGUGUUCUGAACACCACAGGGCAGUGGGGCCUCAAAUGGUAUGCUGACCACUGCACUACUCCUCUCUUUGAUGGCUUCUACGGAACAAUUUGGAUCCGUCCGAGCCCAGAGCGUGAGAGGCCGUAUCACCUGGUGUCCUCCGAUGAGGCAGACAUCCAAGACAUGCUUGAUGCUGAGGCAACGCCCGAGCAUGUCACCCUGUAUAACUACCAGCACCGGACGUACGACAAUCUGCUCUCGCAGCUUCAGUACGACGGCUACGAGCCGAACUGUUUCCAGUCUGUGCUCGUCAAUGGCAAGGGUCGUGUCCAUUGCAAGCCCUCUGACGUCGACGACAUUGAUGGCGAGCCCAUCGAUUCUCAUGGCUGUGUCAGACAAGCCACUGGUGCUGUUGGCUAUGGUCAUUGUGUUCCAACCUACACGGACUACGAGAUCAUCGAGACUAAGAACAGGCGCUGGAUGAUGAUGAACUUCAUCAACAACGGCCUGGAGCACCCAUGGAGAGUUUCGAUCGACUCUCACAAGUUGUGGGUCGUAGCAAAUGACGCCGGCUUCGUGCAGCCCCAAGAAGUGGACAUCCUCACCCUCCGCAACGGCCAGCGUGUGACCGUCAUGGUCAAGCUUGACCAAGCUGCUGAAGACUACGCCAUCCGCUUCCACGCUCUCAGCAAGCAGCAGUCCCUGCAGGGCUACGCCAUCCUGCGCUACCCGCACCGCCGCACCGGCCAACGCCUCGGCGCCCCCAUGCCGCGCCCGGACCACUCCCUCUCCCUCAUGCACUACGACGCCAGCGCCAUCCACGGCGCCGUCGUCCUCUCCGAGCACACACUCUCCCCCUACCCACCCGUCUCCCCUCCCCGCCACGCCGACAUCACGCUGCACAUGCGCGCGACCGGCGCCCCCGACCCCAUCAACCCGUUCAUCACGAACUACACGCUGAACGGGGCCCCCUGGCAACUCUGGCGCGUACUCCGUUCCCCCCUCGUUCUCGCCCCGUCGACCGAGUUCAAGGGGCCGAACCCGAUCGUCAAGAACCUGCCGCUCGGCAGCGUUGUCGACAUCGUGGUGCAGAACGACCUGGACGUCGAAUUGCCGAUGUACAAGCACAACGACGCGACGUUCCACCUAGGCCACGGGGACGGGCCGUUCCGGUGGGAGAACGUGGCGGAGGCGGAGAGGGAUGGGGCGCCGGUCAACCUGGUUGAUCCGCCGAUGGGGUUCUUCCAUGAGUUGCCGCCGAAGGGGUGGUUGGCGAUUCGGUGGAAGAUCGAGCAGCCGGCGAUGACUAUGUUUCAUGUUUUCCGUGCGAAGCAGUUUGUCAUGGGGAUGCAGGUACCUUUGUUCGAAGGAGAUGACCAUUGGCCGGAGGUGCCGGACAGUGUGAAGGAUAGGCCGCAUGUCGAGUUUGAGAUGCCGGAGCGGAUGGGCAUUUUUGACUGA
Lasiodiplodia theobromae is the source of this 1923-nucleotide messenger RNA. RefSeq lists its product as uncharacterized. Bases 1 to 1923 code for a protein of 640 amino acids. The record is from RefSeq and is a predicted model, not a curated record. The transcript has 7 exons. Gene Ontology annotation, molecular function: oxidoreductase activity; copper ion binding. NCBI's taxonomy places the organism in Eukaryota, Fungi, Ascomycota, Dothideomycetes, Botryosphaeriales, Botryosphaeriaceae.